AUGGGCUCCGUCGCCGCCGCCUCCUCCUGCUCAACCGUACUCUCCUCCUCCCUCUCAACUCCAUUCCGAGCAAGGCUACUGCUGCGGCCGGGCCACUCGGUGCUGAGGUGCCUCCCGAAAUGCGACUCGGGGAAGCCGGUCGGAGGACGCGCUGGGUUGUUGUCGGCUCGGAAGGCGGCCCGGCCAGCGGAUCAGGGAGGGUCCAGGCGGCCCGCACAGUUCGACGCGUCGAUGUGCGGGCUCGCGUUCGCGGCGGUGGCGGGGGUGAUAAUGCUCCAGGGGUCGCAGCAGGCGCUUGCCGCCGCGCAGUUCGCCGGCCUGCAGCCGGCGGACGUGCUGGGGGAUCUCGGGGACAUCAGUACAGGUUUUGCUUCAGUUACGACAACUAUCUCUGCUCUUUGA
Miscanthus lutarioriparius is the source of this 402-nucleotide messenger RNA. Lineage: Eukaryota; Viridiplantae; Streptophyta; Magnoliopsida; Poales; Poaceae. The record is from the annotation of a GenBank genome assembly.